UCCCUCAAUGUAUGGUUCUUCUGGAAAACCUUCCUGCUCUACUUUCAAGGGCUGCAGUACUAUUAUUUGCAUCAGAUGUUAGGGCUAGGAUUGUGUGUUAGCAGAGCUUCAGCAUCUGUCCUCAAUCUCAACUGCUGCCUGGUCCUUCUACCAAUGUGCCGUGUUCUCUUGGCCUUCCUGAGAGGAUCUCAGAAGGUUGCCAACAGGAAGACCAGAAGGCUACUGGAUAAAAGUAAAACUUUCCACGUGACGUGUGGUGUUACAAUAUGCAUCUUUUCAGUUUUACAUGUUGCUGCUCAUCUGGUGAAUGCUCUCAACUUUUCUGAGAACUACAAUGAAGAUUUUCUGGCACUAAAUGCGGCAAACUAUCGUGGCGAGGACCCGAGGAAAUUGCUUUUUGCUACUGUUCCAGGUCUGACUGGAGUCCUUAUGGUGUUAGUAUUAUUCCUAAUGUGUACAGCUUCUACAUAUGCCAUCAGGGUUUCAAACUAUGACAUCUUCUGGUAUACACACAACCUUUUCUUUGUCUUCUAUAUGCUGUUGAUGCUGCAUGUUUCGGGGGGAGUGCUCAAGUACCAGACCAACUUAGAGGAACACCCUCCUGGUUGCUUUAAUCCUAACAAAACACUCCGACAGAAUAUGAUGAUGCCAAAGGCUUUUGAAGAGCCGUUUCCUGACUAUACUACUGAGCCUUUCCCAGAGGACUUGCCAGUACCAGAACCCUUUGUACAAAAUAAAUUUAUGAGAAUUUGUUCCGAGGAACCCAAGUUCCAGUCACACUUCCCAGAGACCUGGUUUUGGAUUUCUGGGCCUCUGUGCUUGUACUGUGUGGAAAGGCUGUAUCGGUACCUCCGCAGCAGUAAACCAGUCACCAUAACUUCAGUGAUAAGCCAUCCUUCCAAUGUCCUUGAAGUAAGGAUGGUGAAAGACAACUUUAAAGCAAGGCCUGGUCAGUAUGUUAUUCUUCACUGUCCAAGAGUGUCCGCACUGGAAAGCCAUCCAUUCACCCUUACAAUGUGCCCUACAGAUACCAAAGCAACGUUUGGGGUCCACCUUAAAGUUGUAGGAGACUGGACAGAAAGAUUUCGGGACUUACUGCUUCUACAUUCAAAUCAAGAUACAGAGAUUCUGCCCAUCUUUCAGCAGAGGCGCUAUCCCAAACUGUAUGUGGAUGGACCUUUUGGGAGUCCUUUUGAGGAGUCCCUGAACUACGAGGUCAGCCUGUGUGUGGCUGGAGGUAUCGGAGUUACACCAUUUGCAUCAGUACUCAACACACUGCUUGACGGCUGGAAAUGCUACAAGCUCAGAAGACUCUACUUCAUUUGGGUGUGCAGAGACAUCGAAUCUUUCCGCUGGUUUGCAGAUCUGCUCUGCAUGUUGCAUAACAAGCUUUGGCAGGAGAAUCGGCCAGACUAUAUAAAUAUCCAGCUGUACCUCAGUCAAACAGAUGGAAUACAGAAAAUAAUUGGUGAAAAAUACCAAGCUUUAAACUCAAGGCUUUUGAUUGGACGGCCCCGAUGGAAGCUCCUUUUUGAUGAAAUAGCAAAGUGUAACAGGCGGAAGACCAUUGGAGUUUUCUGUUGCGGACCAAACAAAAUCUCUAAGAUACUUCAUAAACUGAGCAACAGCAGCAACUCUUAUGGGACAAGGUUUGAGUAUAAUAAAGAAUCCUUCAGCUGA
Molecule: messenger RNA, 1680 nt
Organism: Merops nubicus (carmine bee-eater)
Lineage: Eukaryota; Metazoa; Chordata; Aves; Coraciiformes; Meropidae
Gene: NOX4
Product: NADPH oxidase 4
Exons: 17
Coding region: 76-1680 (534 amino acids)
Biological process (GO): defense response; superoxide anion generation
Cellular component (GO): plasma membrane; NADPH oxidase complex
Molecular function (GO): superoxide-generating NAD(P)H oxidase activity
Source: RefSeq, a predicted model, not a curated record